Pseudopodoces humilis (Tibetan ground-tit) is the source of this 885-nucleotide messenger RNA. RefSeq names its product TATA-box binding protein associated factor 11 (gene TAF11). Lineage: Eukaryota; Metazoa; Chordata; Aves; Passeriformes; Paridae. Gene Ontology annotation, cellular component: nucleus; transcription factor TFIID complex. Gene Ontology annotation, biological process: transcription initiation at RNA polymerase II promoter; RNA polymerase II preinitiation complex assembly. The record is from RefSeq and is a predicted model, not a curated record. Gene Ontology annotation, molecular function: protein heterodimerization activity; RNA polymerase II general transcription initiation factor activity.
AUGGCGGACCCGGCCCGGGAUGUGCUCGGUGCCGCUACUGUCCCGGAGCCGCCGCCCGCAGGCUCAUCCCCGCCCGCCGCCGGCGAUGGGGUGGUGGCCGCGGGAGAAGCGGCAGUCGCAGAGGGAGCGAGAGAAGGCGAGGUGGGGGAGGCUGGCGGUGGCAGCGAGCUCAAGGCGGAGGUGGCGGACGGGGAGGUGAGGAGCGCGGAGGGGGAGGCGGCGGACGCGGAGGACCCGGGGCUGCAGGCGUGUGCGGCCAGGAAGGUGAAGCUGGAGCUGAAGGAGCGGAAGGAGAAGAAGCAAAAAGUAGACGAGGAUGAGAUCCAGAAAAUGCAGAUCCUGGUCUCCUCCUUUUCCGAGGAGCAGCUGAACCGCUACGAGAUGUAUCGUCGCUCUGCCUUCCCCAAGGCCGCCAUCAAGCGGCUCAUCCAGUCCAUCACCGGCACCUCCGUGUCCCAGAAUGUCGUCAUUGCCAUGUCGGGCAUCUCCAAGGUGUUUGUUGGGGAGGUGGUGGAGGAAGCUCUGGAUGUGUGUGAGAAGUGGGGGGAGCUGCCCCCCCUGCAGCCCAAGCACAUGAGGGAGGCUGUCCGGAGGCUCAAGGCACGGGGGCAAAUCCCCAACUCCAAGUACAAAAAGAUCAUCUUCCACUGACAAAGGUUGAAAUGAGCUUUCUGUAGGAGGUUCCCAGAUGGACUCUUCCAUAAGGCCCCUUUGGGGUGGCCUGUGUGACCUCAAGGAUGUUCCUGAUGUCCACACUGGGCAGAGCCUGGAUGCACUCUUCACCUGGACUUGAGGUCUCAACACAGCAGGGAGAGGAACAUCCAGGGGCUGUAAAGCAUUUCCUGCUCUGUGCCCAGAUGUGUGGCUUUUUUUGUACAUUAAACU